Messenger RNA from Abrus precatorius (Indian licorice), 576 nucleotides. RefSeq names its product protein NIM1-INTERACTING 1-like. Bases 205 to 576 code for a protein of 123 amino acids. Lineage: Eukaryota; Viridiplantae; Streptophyta; Magnoliopsida; Fabales; Fabaceae. The transcript has a single exon. Gene Ontology annotation, biological process: regulation of systemic acquired resistance. The record is from RefSeq and is a predicted model, not a curated record.
UUGGUCAUCAUCACCUACCAAUUUAUCAUGUUAAUUAAGAAGAAAAUGAGAUGAAGGACUCAUACUUCAAUAUUUUCUCUUCUCUAGUUUGUAUGUAUGUAUGUAAAUAGUCCAUAGUCUUCGUGAUUUUUUUUACUCUCAACGGCAUAUAUUAUAUUGUCUCGAUCACAGCUAGGUUUUGCGUGAACUGAUUAGUUAAGCAGCAUGGAAGAAGAAAGAAGGAAGAGAAAAUUAGAGAAUGAAGAAGAAAAUGAGGAGCAGAAGAUGGAAGAGUUCUUUGCCUUGGUAAAGAGGACAAAGGAUGUUCGCGAUCUUCUAUUUAAGGAGAACCCAGAUGAGAAGAUUGAGGCAAAAAAUAAAUCUUCUCUUAUUUGGAAUCCAACGUUUCAACCAGAAGACUUCAUUGAUUGUGGAGAUUUGGGAAAGAGUGAUCUUUCAGGCCCUUCAAAGAAAGAGAAAGAGUUGAUAGAGAAGAGAGAAGGUUUGCAAGAAGCAACAACAGCAGCGCUGGAAGCAGAAAAUAAUGAAGAGAAAGAGAAAGAAAGUGAAGAUUUAGACUUAAAUCUUACUCUAUAA